AUGUCUGGCUUCCAGGUGACCAUCGAGGUGGUUGAUGAUCCUCAGGCUGAGAUGGAGAUGGACUUGUUGAAGGAGACCAGCAAUGACUGGUCCCUGACAUCCUCUGAGUGGUUGUCCCACAAGGACCUCUUUUGGCCUCUCUUCUGGGAAUACACCGACCCUGCUGAGGAGGAGGAGGAAGAGGAGGAGGAGGAGGAGGAAGAGGAGGAGGACGACGACAACCUUGAUGGAGCAGACAAGGAAGAGGAGGAGGAGGAGGAGGAGGAAGAUUACACAGCAGAGUAUGAGGAGGAAGAGUCCAUGCUCAGCGGAGUGGGAGGUGACUGGAACCAGCAGUGGCCCAGUCAGAAGAACUGGAUCUUUAAGGAAAAAUAUAACUACGACUAUGAAGAUGAGGAGGAGUGGAGCCCGUGGUCCCCUUGCAGCAUCACCUGUGGCAGCGGCAACCAGAAGAGGACCCGGUCCUGUGGCUAUGCCUGCACCGCGACAGAGUCGAGGACCUGCGACCUGCCGCACUGCGAUGGAGCAGAGGGCGAAAUGGUCUUUCCCACGGAGGAGAUGCCUUUCAAAAGCGACAACACCACAGAGCUGUUCAACUCAGAGGUGGACAGCUGUGAGAAGUGGCUGAACUGCAAGAGCGACUUCCUCACCAAGUACCUAAGCAAGGUGCUGACGGACCUGCCCAGCUGCCCCUGCUCCUACCCACUGGAGGCUGUCUACAGCGCUGUCCAGGGCAAGAGCUUCCGAUGGCGGGAUGCCAGCGGCUCCAAAGAGCGCCUGGACAUCUACAAGCCGACUGCGCGCUUCUGCCUGCGCUCCAUGCUCUCCCUUGACAGCACCACGCUGGCUGCCCAGCACUGCUGCUACGACGAGCACACCCGCCUCAUCACCCGUGGCAAGGGGGCCGGCGUCCCCAACCUCAUCAGCACCGAGUUCUCCCCAGAGCUGCACUACAAGGUGGACAUGCUGCCAUGGAUUCUCUGCAAGGGAGACUGGAGCCGCUACCAUGCUGUCCGGCCCCCCAACAAUGGGCGACGGUGUGCUGACAACCCCGCCGAGGAGGAAUACCUCUCCCAGCUGCAGGAGGCCAAGGAGUACUAG
Messenger RNA from Eurypyga helias (sunbittern), 1101 nucleotides. It is a transcript of the gene ISM2, whose product is annotated as isthmin 2. The record is from RefSeq and is a predicted model, not a curated record. NCBI's taxonomy places the organism in Eukaryota, Metazoa, Chordata, Aves, Eurypygiformes, Eurypygidae. Bases 1 to 1101 code for a protein of 366 amino acids. The transcript has 4 exons.